Linum trigynum is the source of this 5815-nucleotide messenger RNA. Lineage: Eukaryota; Viridiplantae; Streptophyta; Magnoliopsida; Malpighiales; Linaceae. The record is from the annotation of a GenBank genome assembly.
GUAGACAGGCGUCCAGGUUCAUUGAACCCAUGCUGCGGAAAACCACAGACGACAAACCACUCCUACUUACGUGCGUAUUAAUGUAAUGAAAGUAAUGAGUAGGAAUGGGUUAGGGUGAUUACUUGUUUUUUAGUAAUCACGGUGGCAACCUCUUUAUAUAUCAUUUGAUUAAUUAUUUUCCCUUCUUUUUUAAUCUUACGAUCAAGAUUCUUUUAGAGUAAUUUUGGAAAUUAAAAAGUGACCACACCCAGUGGCGUAGCCAGGAAUUUUGCUAAGGUAGGUCCAACAUAAAAAAAUCAUAUUAAUGUUGUAUGAUAAUUCACGACGUGAUUUCAUAUUUUAAAAAGUUUCCUUCACAAAAGGUUCAUUAUAGAAAUUGCAUCCUGUAAGUGGAUAAGAGGACAAUGAUAAUUGUGGGGGAAGUCGAAAGCAUAUUAGGUAGGGAUGAAAAUUUCGAUAUGAACUAUUUUACUCAACUUGUUGGGGCAGGUAAUGACUCGCCCCAUUCUUGACUUGUUUUUGCCUAAAUUACAUAUAAUUUUAUCCAAAUUAUUUAAGAUUUGACUUUUAUUAUGCUAUAUUUUUGCUCUAAUGAAGUUACAAAUAUGUGAGAACCUCAAUUUAUCGAUUAACUUAACUACAUUUAUCAUAUUAUAGUUUGUCUCUUGAUUUUUUAAUGGAAUAUAUGAAUAUUUUUAAUAUUUUCCUUUUAAAUUACAUAUUCAUAUGAGUCGACCUAUCACACAAUAAAUAAUCUGAUAUGUACCCGACCUAGCACGAGACGUGUAUGAAUAUCGAUUAGCCGCCUCGGACCGACCCCUAUGAGGAGUUGGGAUGAGGAAAUAGAGGCAAAUUAGAUUGUAUUUUCUUUUUUCUUUUUUUCGUUUUAACACUACACAAUAAAUAUAUUAUAUGUCAACACAAGCAAUAUGAUUACUAAGGUGUAGCGGUGAAAACCCUUCUCAUUGGCAGGUCCCUGUUUUUGAAUGCCCCAUAUCCGCCAUGCCUUUUUCGGUUUUUCCUGUGUUGGCCGGCUGUCCAAGGUGGUGCAGCCGACCCACCUUGGUAUAGUGUGGCUCCGCCACUGACCACACCUGAUUAUUCUAUAUAAUCUACCUAAACCCUAGUUCUAUCCUCCCUCCAGCCAAACCCGUCGCAGCCGCCUCCACGUACCACUCUCGUCGCACCGCCGGCAACAGCCCCGACCACCCUCGGCCACCGCUGGCAACAGCCCCCGACCACCCUCGGUACUCUCUCUCUCUCUAUAUAUCUCUCUAGGAAGACCUCUGAUGUGAUAGCUUCCGUCAAUAACGCAUUCUCCGGAGGGAUCAAACCAGCUCGCCGGCGUGGUGGAAAUCUCAGGACACAAGAUCCGCAGCUCCCCACCACGGCGCUCCUCAAUUCUACCCUUCCCCGACCUACGUUACCCUCUCUGUCUCUCGUUCGCUCUGAAAAUCAAUCUCUCUCUCUGCUCUCUUUCUUAUGUGCAGUGGUAUAGAUUUAAAAACCUAGAUCUAGUCAUUUUUGUUUAUUGAUUCAAUGUGCAGUGGUAUAUAUUGUUUAUAUUGGUAGUUUUCGUGUAAUUGUAUAGAUUUAUUUCUGCAAUGGUAUUGAUUGUUUAUGGUAUAGAUUGUUUAUAUUGGUAGUUUUCGUGUAAUGGUAUAGAUUUAUUUCUACAAUGGUAUUGAUUGUUUAUGGUAUAGAUUGUUUAUAUUGGUAGUUUUCGUGUAAUGGUAUAGAUUUAUUUCUGCAAUGGUAGUUUUCGUGUAAUGGUAUAUAUUUAUUUCUGCAAUGGUAUUGAUGUUUUUCAAAGUGGUAGUGUUUGUCUAAUGGAUUGGUACUGAUUUCUUUUUUUUUUUUUUUGCAGAAAGAUUGAGAAAAAUAUGAAAAGGAAAUCUGGCUGGAGAUUACGGAAGUGAGAGAAAGAGAGAAUUUUAAUUAAUAGAUUUUUGUAACUACCUAAAAUGUAAUUUAUUAAAAAAUUAAUUAAUAUAAUUUAUUUUUCCAUACCCAAUUUACCCUUAGUAACCAUGAUGAUUACUACAACCUGUCCCGUAAUUAGUAAUUACCUAAGCCCUUGGAGGCGUCCAUGAGCCGUUUUGUCUCUUCCCCGCUGCGCCAAUUUUUUUGCUUUCGAAAGCUUCCAACACUUGACGACGACACUGCAGGAAGUGUGUUUACUGUUUAGCGUAAUUUAGUGAUCGAUUUUGUCUGCACGAGUAUUUACUUCACCAUGCAAAGUCUUGCGUGCAUAGACUUAUAUAAGCACUUAAGCAUAAUUUAAAUGAAGAUACCAUCCCAUUCCCAUGCACCCACGUCGGAUUCACUCAAUCGAUCCGCACUUGAAAGGGAUCCCAUUUCGGAUAUUCCUUUGAAUCUUUCACUCUAUCGCAUACACUAAAUGAUUAAUUACCCUGCCCGAUUGCUGAGUUUCAAUACUUGAAAUCAUUCACUAAGACAACAGAGUACCGCAAACAGAACACGACAUUAUAUCGUCUCUAGUAAUCCUAAAAUACAAGUUAAUCAGUUAGAGUUAUUGAAUUAUUAAACUCAUUUAACAGUAGAAUAAUAUAAUCGUAUAUUUGUUUAUUAUGAACCAAAGACGAAUUAAAAAUUAAACCAAACAAUGUAGUCACAUACUUUUUACGUACCUCUGGUCAAACAAUACAGUUUAGUGUAAAAAAGUCAAUAUAUUAUUCAUGGAUGCUGAUGCAAGUACUCAAACAAAAGAGCUAAGUUACCAUUAAAUGAUACAAAAGCCAAACAAAAAAAGUCCCCUAGCCACUAGCCAGGUUCAAAUCUGAAUUUGGACACAAAUCACACCCAAAUCCAUCCCAAAUCAAGCCCAAAUUCAUUACAAAUGAAACCCCCCUCUCCUCUCCUCUCCUCUCCUUCUCCCCCGCCAUGUCUAUAUAAUAUAAAAAAAGGUAAAAGACGGAGUAUCUCUCUUCAACAUUAUAUCGACAUCUUCACCUCAUUCAUCUCUCUGCUGUACUUACCCGAAUUAACUGCACACAGAAGACGACAUUAUAUCGCCAUUCUCUCCUCAUCCCCCCGCCAUAGCUUGCUUGGCGCCCAAUCUUACCAUAUUCUCCCUCCCUCUCUGUUAUUUAUUGUAACCCUACCCUCCCUCCCCAAAUCACUACUCAAUCGACUUGAUAUCUGCACCAUCAAUUGAGCCCGAGAUCGCCGCGGGGAGAAAUGACUAGAAGAUUCAAUAGGCAGCUGGCUGCCGCUUUCGACGAAGCCGCUCUGGCCAUUAAGGACAAGGGUCCCUGCGAGAGCAGCGGCAGCGAGCAUUUCACACCCGACGAUUCCUUCCCCGCCGCCGACCUCUCCGAUCUCGUGAACUCCUUCUUCGAGGGAGACUACAACAGGAAUCGCACCAAGAAGAGAGAGAAGGAUUUUCAGGAAUCGAAUAGGGACGACGAGGAAUUCGACGGCGGAAGAAUGCGGACCGUGAUUGAUGAAUUGGAGAAACUGCUGAAAGGAGACGAUGAAGGCGGCCGGGAAGAGCGGGAGAGGAUUCGCUACUUGACGGAACAGGCUCUGGCUACCGGAAUUGGGGACAGAUCUUCGGACGGAUUCAAACGCCGUUUGAUGACCCGUCUACGCGAUGCCGGCUUGGAAGCUGGACUCUGCAAAUCGCGGUGGGAGAAAACAGGGACGCGCUGCGGAGGCCAGCACGAUUACAUCGACGUCAAGCUCGGCGACGGGAAACGCUACAUCGUGGAGGUGUUUCUGGCGACGGAGUUUGAGCUGGCGCGGCCGAAGUUGGAUUUCUCGGCCUUACUGCGGUCGAUUCCCGACGUGUUCGUGGGGAGGCCGGAGGAGCUGAAGCAGGUAGUGCGGCUGAUGUGCGGGGCGGUGAGGCGGUCGAUGGAAGCGGCGGAGAUGCGGGUGCCGCCGUGGAGAAGGACCCUUUUCAUGGAAGCCAAGUGGUUCGGCCCCUACAGGCGGACGGUGAACAGGGCGCCGUCGAACAACGAUCGGGAAGCUCGCCCGGCGAGACGGGCGGUCGGGUUCGGCCUGGUUGUUGAUGGGCACGGCACGGCGGUGACCCGGGGUAAGGUCGGGUUGUUGAAGGUCAGCCAUUUGACUGCUGCGCUUGCCGGGUGAGGCCCAUGGGCUUGAUGUCGAUGGAAGGCCCAUAGUUCUUCCACAAGGUGGAGUUUGCAGUUGUGGCAAAAUGUUUACCGUCUGCCUAUGAAAAUUUGUAUAAAAAAGUCUUUGAUAUUAGAAAAUUGUAAAAAAAUAAUUUGGGUGCCUAAGGUGGGAAAUUUUUUGUCGAAUAGAUUUGUUGGUUUCGGUUUCCCAUUUCUUAAAUCUAAUGUAUUCAAUUCUUGUAUUAUUUAACAAGAGUUAAAUGUAUUCAAUUCUAGUAACCAUAUAAAAAAAAAUCUCGUAAGAUAACAUGAUGGAAACAUAACCCACAUUCAAAGGGUUUGCUUGUUAUUAACAAGCGAGAGAACGACGUAGAGUGUUGAAAGACUUUUAGUUUUAUUAUUCGAUUGAUAAAUCGGACUAAUAUCGUAAUUAUAAUAUAUAGAUGACUCAACCUAAUACGUCACCCUAGCUGACCCGAAACCCUACUAACUACUCAAGCUUACUCGGCAAUACCCAUAAGAAGAAUCCUAAUUGGACUACUAAGCCCAUACACUACUACCCUACCAACUACGUAAACAGACUAACCCAAACUAAUCUAAACAACCUUAACUAAACACGGGAUGGGAUACAGUCACUUCCUCUUAGAGGGUUGUGAGAUUCACAACCAAGGGUAAUUUGGGUAUAACAAAAAAUAAAUUUAUUAAUUAUUUUUUUGUAUUAAUUACAUAUUGGGAAUUCAAAACUCAUAUUAAAUACAUGCUUUUUUUAAAAAACCCUACAUUAAUACACUUAUAUCUCUCUAUCUCUCUCUACUUUUUCCAGCAACCUCUUCGCUCCGUCCGCCAAACUUACUCCGACCGACAAACUUUUUUCCGGUGACAACCUUCAAUCAGACUCACUCCGCCCACCUGCAAAAAAGUACAACUUCGUGAAUGCGCUAGUGGUAGUGAUUUUCAUCUAGCGUACAGUGGUACUGGUACGAUACCAGUGAGUAGUGGUAGCGUACCAGUACCACUGAUAACGUACCGGUACCACUGGUGCGUACCAGUACCACUGGUGCGUACCACUACCACUGGUAGCGUACCACUACCUCUUAUAGGUACCAGUACCACUGGUAGCGUACAACUAAAGACUAACACAAAAAACCAGAUCUGGAAUCUGAAAAAUCACAGAUUUGAAAAAAAUAUUAGGAGAUGAGGAAAGGGAAAGGCAGGGGAGAGGCGGUGACCUCGUGGCGGCUAGGGCUGCAAAUGAGCCGAGCUACUCGCGAGCAACUCGAGGCUCGAAUCUGGAAAAACUCGUUCGAAACUCGAUUCGUUUACUAAUGAGCCAAGCUUGAGCUUAGCUUUGUUAAGCUCGCGAGCUAGCUCGACUCGGUGGCUUGUUGAGCUGAACUCGUGAGUUGGCUCAUUUAGAGCUCAUGAGAUGUCUCAACAUUGUGGUUUGAUGGCCAACUUGAUCACCGACUUAUGGACGAAUCGAUCUAAUUUGGACUUUCAUAAUUCAUAGGAUUGUUAAAUUAUAUAUCUCACAUCAUGCGAAUUUUAACAUGUUGAACAUGUAAGAAAAUAUGCCUUAUUUUUAAUUCUAUAAAGAAAUUAUGUACAAAAUUGUUUCGAUACUAUGAAAUAACAUAAUUUGAACUAGUUAAAAUUUAUUAACUAAACAAUAUGACACCUACAAAUUAUAAUAUAAGAUUAAUUAAUGU